Notodromas monacha is the source of this 943-nucleotide messenger RNA. NCBI's taxonomy places the organism in Eukaryota, Metazoa, Arthropoda, Ostracoda, Podocopida, Cyprididae. The record is from the annotation of a GenBank genome assembly.
AUGAAUACGGUUGUUUUUCGAAUCUUCAUACAGCAAGGAGUUUGUCUCCUGCGAACGACGAUCGAUCCGAGUAUACGUCGACGCGGCAGCUUUGCAAUGGCAAUUAUCAUCCUGAGUAGUGUUAUGUCGUACAAUGCAGAAGACAGCGAUGCUUUCAAAACUAUUAUGUUCUUUUGUGGAGGUUUGGAGCCAAUUGAUUUCGAACAUAGCUUUGGAUUUGUAGUUGAAACCGGCGGGAGUGGUGCCAGAUUUGAAGGUGUCAAUCUAUCCGACAGCGAUUGGGAAAGUCAAGAUGAAAUAUCUUCCAAUGCUGUUUCGAUCUCAAAUCUGGAAUUCCGAUUGAUCAAGAAGUGAUUUAGUGUCCGAUACUCCACAUCCGGCAUUCCGACGGUUUUUGUUCAUUAGCACUGCUCUUCUACUUGUGACGAUUAGGAUAGAUGAUGUUUUCAUCCUUCGCUGGGUGAAGUACUGUACGCUUUUUUCUGUAGACAAAAUUUUUAUUUUUCAAGAACAUAAGUUAUGUCGUGAUGCCCUCGGUUGUUUUCUUGUUUAUUUUGAUGUUGAGGUCUUCCAGUUGUGUUUUUUGUCUGAAAUGGCCAUUUUUUGUGAUGAAGACUUUAAGCUUUAUGAACCUGAUGUCAGAGACACCCAGGACUUCUGGAGUUGUGUUACACUCGUUUUUGCGCAUGUGAUACGAAAUGGAGUUGGGAGUUUUUGCAAGAUGAAUUUCGGCUGGUACAGUAGUUCAGCAGUUCCAAAUCUGCCAUUGAUGCUAUUUGAUUCCUGGUCACUCUGAAACGUUACCGUGAAUUUGAUCCCACGAGUUAUGCUGGUUUGUAUACGUUUUCAUCAGCGUUGAUGUUCUGGGGUUAUUUUUUUGCGGUUAAUUUCACGCUGAGCUCGGGAGUUGGGUGCAAAUGUACGAACAACCCGCUUAACAGUG